GAUAUUUGAUUAUAAAAAAUAGUUUGAAUGAUUAUUUUUUAAUUAGACAAGAAGUGGUGAUUAUUUUCUAAUUAACUUGCUUUUUCUAACACAUAAGGCAAUAACCUUUUCCCCUUUUCCGGGGACCUAAAAGUAAAAGCUUCUUGAUUCUUCUCCCAUCCCAUCCCAUAGCAAGUCUUCGGAUUGCAGGGCUCCAAUUCAUUGCUUUACCCAGUCGGAAGACUAAAGCACAUCCAUGAUAUAUACAAACCAACAACUGCCGCAGACCCACUAAAAAGCACAAGAGAAACACGACCCAGGAGUACAAAGGAGAGUUGAUUGGCAGGCGCUGAGCCACAUUAAAACAGUGAAGGCAUAUCUUUGAGCGUAGACCGAAUCGUGCAUCUUUUCACUAUAAAGAUUUGAGUGAGAACCUGCGUUCAGUCCAAGCGAAAGGACAAAGAUGCAGAGUCCUCACGUUUUGGCUAUACCUUAUCCAGCUCAAGGCCAUGUGAUUCCCUUGCUGGAGCUCAUGCAAUGCUUGGCCAGACAUGGCGUCAAAAUCACAUUUGUGAACACUGAAUUUAAUCAGGAAAGAGUCGCGAAUGCAUUGUCGAGGAAAGACGAUAUAGGGGAUCACAUACAUCUGAUUUCAAUCCCAGAUGGGUUGGAGGCAGGGGAUGAUAGAAAUGACGUGUUGAAGCUGAUGGAAACAAUCUCCCAAUUCAUGCCAGGGAAGCUGGUAGAGCUCAUAGAAAAAAUUAACGAAUCCGGAGACAAGAUUACUUGUAUUAUAGCCGACCAGGUUGUCGGAUGGGCCCUGGAAGUUGCAGAAAAGAUGCAUAUCAGGCGGGCUGCCUUUUGGCCAGCAGCAGCUACUCUCUUGGGGCUGAGUAUCAGCAUACCAAAGCUGCUUGACGAUGGGAUAAUUGACGAUAACGGAACACCUAGGAAGAAUCAGAUGGUUCAGCUGUCGCCAACCAUGCCUGCAAUUAGCACAGCCCACUUUCCAUGGGCAUGCUUUGAGGGCUUGACCGCACAGAAAAAAAUUUAUGAACUUGCCUUGAGAAAUAACAAGGCUGCAGAAGGGCUAGACUGGCUGGUUUGCAAUUCAAUUUAUGAACUGGAGCCUGCAGUAUUUGAGUUAUUUCCAAGUAUCUUGCCUCUAGGUCCACUUUUGGCAAACAACCGGCUUGGAAAUUCAGGAGGCUACUUCUGGCAAGAAGACUCAACUUGUUUGGAAUGGCUUGAUCAACAGGAAGCAAACUCUGUCAUAUAUAUUGCAUUUGGGAGCUCCACAGUUUUGGACCAGACCCAGUUCCAAGAAUUGGCCCGAGGACUUGAACAAACUAAUAGGCCAUUCCUAUGGGUCGUGCGGCCAAAUAUAACUGAAGAGACAGAUAAUGCUUACCCUAAAGGGUUCAAAGACAGAAUAGCCACUCGUGGGCGAAUGGUGUGUUGGGCACCUCAGCAGAAGGUCCUAGGCCAUCCUUCUGUUGCUUGCUUCUUGAGCCACUGCGGUUGGAAUUCUACCAUCGAAGGCAUAAGCAAUGGGAUCCCUUUUCUAUGCUGGCCUUACUUUGUUGACCAAUUUCUAAACCAGAGCUACAUUACUGAUGUUUGGAAGGUGGGACUUAACUUAAAUCAAGAUGAAAGUGGGAUCAUCAAGCAGGCAGAAAUUAAGGAAAAGGUGGAGCAACUGCUCCUCGACAAGGGUUUCAAAGCAAGGGCAAUGGAUCUGAAGCAAGUGGCUGCAAAAAACGUCAAAGAAGGUGGCCGCUCCCGCACUAAUUUGAACAAUUUCAUUGAAUGGGUAAAGGCAUAGCCAAGUCGCUCAUCCUGCCCCAUAUAUCUACCUAUCUAUCUAUCUAUCUAUCUAUCUAUCUAUCUAUCUAUCUAUAUAUAUAUAUAUAUGGUUUGUCUAUCCCCCGGUUUAGGGCUCUGGAUAAAGUGCUUUUAUUGCACAUAAAUUAUGUGCCUAAACACUAUCGAUUGGUUGCAUUUAUAUUUGGCGCUGCUCAUAAUCC
Diospyros lotus (date-plum) is the source of this 2006-nucleotide messenger RNA. Its product is annotated as UDP-glycosyltransferase 83A1-like. The transcript is spliced from 2 exons. NCBI's taxonomy places the organism in Eukaryota, Viridiplantae, Streptophyta, Magnoliopsida, Ericales, Ebenaceae. The coding region runs from base 443 to 1804 and encodes 453 amino acids. Gene Ontology annotation, molecular function: UDP-glycosyltransferase activity. The record is from RefSeq and is a predicted model, not a curated record.